This is a messenger RNA of Hyalella azteca, 1591 nucleotides long. RefSeq lists its product as uncharacterized. The record is from RefSeq and is a predicted model, not a curated record. The coding region runs from base 174 to 770 and encodes 198 amino acids. The transcript is spliced from 3 exons. NCBI's taxonomy places the organism in Eukaryota, Metazoa, Arthropoda, Malacostraca, Amphipoda, Hyalellidae.
AUACUAUUCUUCUAAACUUGCAGGUCGUUGAUACAGAGUCUUGGUGUGUGCUAAUUGUUUCAUCAGACUAAUCCUCGGUGAUCGUGAAUUCUCGGUUUCUACAACAUCUUUACUUACAAUUAAUCAAAUUGUCGGAAAAUUAAAUCCUUAAGACGCAAUUGCCACGUGAACAAAUGGCGGCCUCAGGUGUACGUAUCGUGGUGAUGGUGAUGGUGGUGGUGGCCCUGAUGGUGCAAGCCCGAGUGGUUCCCACUUCGAGGGACAAAAACAGGAUUGGAGGCAUGAAAAUAGAAGAACUGAAGGCCGCUGUGAAAAACUUUGGUGGAGAAGGCGUGCGGACCAACGGUGAAGAAGGUGAAGGCGAUGGUGGAGAAGGCGUUUUUCCUGGAGAAAUAGAAGUCAGGCGCAGGCAAGAAGGCGACCAGGGGGAAGGCGUCUUCCCGGGAGAAAUUGUAGUCAGGCGCAAGCGGGAAGUCGAUGAUGGAGAAGGUGUUUUCCCGGGAGAAAUUGUAGUCAGGCGCAAGCGAGAAGUCGAUGAUGGAGAAGGCGUUUUCCCUGGAGAAAUUGUAGUCAGGCGCAAGCGGGAAGUCGAUGAUGGAGAAGGCGUUUUCCCUGGAGAAAUUGUAGUCAGGCGCAAGCGGGAAGUCGAUGAUGGAGAAGGCGUUUUCCCUGGAGAAAUUGUAGUCAGGCGCAAGCGAGGAGAUGAUGGAGAAGGCGUUUUCCCGGGAGAAAUUGUGAUCAGGACUUUGAAGAAGCAUAACACUGAAUAGCAACCGGGACUGUUAAGGAAAAUGUGUUUUCCCGGAUGAAUGAACUUUGCGUAAAAUAAAAGAAUUCUAAUUAGAAUUAAGAUGGCCAGUAUUAAAGAAACAGGUCAUUUAAAUUAAACAUAUCCUAAAAAUACCCUCCCCCAAAGAAAAAUUAGAUUGUUAUCAGGAAUAUAUGAACAAAAUUUCAUGUUUAUUCUGUAAAGUGUUUCGGUAUUUCUGUGUUGUUCAUCUUUAUGUUGAAAUUUCAUUCCCGAGUUUUGCACCCAAAUUUCAUCGUAUACGAAAAGAAAAAUUUCUAAUGAAGCUCAUUUUCUAAACGUUAUUAUCACGUUUUGUUCUAUAAUGAGUAAGCUGAAAAUUUUCAUUGCUAUCCCAAUUAAAAUAUUUAUAUUCUAUUUAUUUAGAGUUAAAAUAAUUGCUUUCACCUUUCGAGUGGUUGUGUUCACUUCAUACUUAUUUUUUAACGAUCUUAUUUUCCGUCAAAACCAACAAUUAAUAAAAUAAAGGCUGGUAAACUUGGCUAGGCUUGAAUGAAUAAUCUUAGAUUAUUGGAUGGUAUUUGUAUUAUUAUAUUCCCCGUGCAUUAAAAUUCCAAUUGAAAUCUAACACAAUAUCUCUAAAUUGAGCGGAUCUCUCAAUGAAUUUAACGUUACAUCAUAUUUCAAUUGUUAUGCUACAUUAUAUAAAUACGUCCUGUACUCCCAAAACCUCGAAUUUACAUCUGCCGAUUAAAAUCUACGAUUUCAGCCUAAGCCAAAGAAUUUAUUAUGGUUUGCUUCCCAGAAAAGGUAAUGUUGGAAAAAAAUAAAGAUUUGAGUGGC